Messenger RNA from Neolamprologus brichardi, 8262 nucleotides. NCBI's taxonomy places the organism in Eukaryota, Metazoa, Chordata, Actinopteri, Cichliformes, Cichlidae. The record is from RefSeq and is a predicted model, not a curated record.
ACACGCGUGAAAGUUGUUCAGGUGUUGUUCAGACGUUACUUGAGGUGAGGUGUUAGUUUAGCUCACUAGCUAACCAGCCCAUAUCGCUUGUGGUCUUAACCGCCGGCUCGCUGAACCGCUUUGGGCCUCGCUGCUAGCGUUACUUAGCAACUGAUCACAUCCCCCCCUCCAUUUAAGCUGAAGAGGUGACCAGGCACCUCAGCGCCACAACACUAUACGAAAAUUCAUUCGAUACAGAUGAUUUUAGCUAACAAUUACGUGUGCUGAGUGAAUUUGUAGCAGCAGUGUGCCCUGCUGGAGCGCCGGUGACAUUGCGGAGACUUUUGGACUUGUGGAAUUUGCUCUUCAGUUUCUUAGCUUAUGACACCUUUUUCUUUUGGGGGGCUAUGUGGGAGAUUUGGACGUGGACGUGUUGAACCUGUGUAGCGCUAAUGUCUCCCAUUCUUAGCGGAGAAGAGCUACCAUUCAGCUAGCUGGUAAGGGUCCUUUUUGCAAGAAGCGCUUUUUCUCCCUUCUCCCUUUUCCUCAUUUUUUUUCAUUUUUUUCCCCCCUUUUUUUGUUUAUUAAAUUUUGGUGCGGAGAGAGAAAAAGCAUUGCAAUCACAGAGCAGCAGGCAGUGGUUUUGAUGGUCUGGGGUAGGUCUGUAUCCAGGGACGAACACAAGCCUUGUGGUUCAGAUCACAGGAGGAAACAUGAGCACAGCCAAGCCCAGUGGCAUAAAAGUGCCUAGCAAGAUAGCUCGGCCACCUGGAACAGGAGCCCCCAAGACCAACCCCAGCACAGCUAAAACUGCUGUUGCAGACAAAUCAGCUGCAAGUACCAGCUCUGGAGAGUCGGGGAAUGUGGAGGAGAGCUUCCAGAUUGGGGAUCGAGUUUGGGUGAAUGGAAAUAAGCCGGGCUACAUACAGUUUUUGGGAGAAACGCAGUUUGCCCCAGGACAGUGGGCGGGAAUUGUUCUAGAUGAGCCAAUUGGGAAGAACGAUGGGUCAGUAGCAGGCGUUCGAUACUUUCAGUGUGAAGCCCUGCGAGGGAUUUUUACCCGCCCCUCCAAGUUGUCUCGCACAGAAGGAGAGGCUAAUGGAACUCAGACGGCACCGACGUCCCGCGCAGCAUCACCCACUCCCUCAGUCGGAAGUGUAGCCACAAAAACAGCACUGCCUUCAAGUACUGCGACAGCCAAGAAGGCCUCAACAGCAACAACACCAGCUACCCCAUCUUCCAAUCUUGCAAGGACAAACAGUGAAUCUGUCUCCAACCUCUCAGAGACUGGAUCGGUCAAGAAGGGGGAACGGGAACUGAAGAUUGGUGACCGUGUGUUGGUUGGUGGUACAAAGGCAGGAGUGGUACGCUUCCUUGGAGAAACAGACUUUGCCAAAGGCGAGUGGUGUGGCGUGGAAUUGGACGAGCCCCUAGGAAAGAAUGAUGGGGCAGUGGCAGGCACAAGAUAUUUUCAGUGCCAGCCCAAGUAUGGCUUAUUUGCUCCAGUGCACAAAGUCACACGCAUUGGCUUUCCUUCCACUACGCCUGCCAAAGCAAAAACAACCGUUCGGAAAGUGGUGGCCACCCCGGGGGGGCUGAAGAGGAGCCCCAGUGCCUCAUCCAUCAGUACCAUGAGCUCUGUGGCAUCUUCUGUUAGUGCUAAGCCGAGCCGCACAGGCCUGCUGACAGAGACAUCCUCAAGGUAUAAUCGAAAGAUUUCAGGCACCACAGCCCUGCAAGAGGCACUGAAGGAAAAGCAACAGCAUAUUGAGCAGCUCAUGGCUGAGAGGGACAUGGAGAGGGCAGAAGUUGCCAAGGCCACAAGCCAUGUUGGAGAAAUGGAGCAAGAAAUUACCCUGCUAAGGGAUGAGCAUGAGCAGAUGGAAGCAAAGAUGGAUCAGUUGCGUGCCUUGGUAGAAGCUGCAGACAAAGACAAGGUGGAGCUGCUGAAUCAGCUUGAGGAGGAGCGUAGGAAGGUGGAGGACCUUCAGUUUCGUGUUGAGGAAGUUUCCAUUACCAAAGGAGACCUGGAGACGCAGACCAGACUGGAGCAUGCCCACAUUAAGGAGCUUGAACAGAGCCUGCUCUUUGAAAAGACCAAAGCUGAGAAACUCCAAAGAGAGUUAGAAGACACUAGGGUUGCUACUGUGUCAGAAAGAUCCCGUAUUAUGGAACUUGAGAGGGACCUUGCACUUCGAACAAGAGAGGUGGCUGACCUGCAGCUGCGUCUUGGGGUCCAGCAGGGCUCUGAGGACUCAAACUCCACUCUUUCUCCCCUCCUGGAAGAAAUAAACUCUCUGAGGGAUCAGUUGGCUUCUCAGGAAACUAGUCAUCAAGAAGAGCUGGGUAAAUACAACGAGAAGCUAGAAGCUCAAGAAAAAAUCCACAGUGAUGCAGUUGCUCAGCUUCAGGCUACAUCUGUGAGGCUCUCUGGUGACAAAGAGCAGCUGCAGAUGCGCUUAAGUCAGGCAGAGAAGGAGAAUGCUGACACUGUUGAACUGUGGCGUUCAAAGUUGGAGGCUGCCGUUGCCUCUCACCAGCAAGCCAUGGAAGAGCUGAAGGUGUCCUUCAGCAAAGGUGCAGGUGCUCAGACAGAAGAACUUGUAGAAACCAAAAGUGCACUUGAGAAGCUGAAGUUGGAGCACAAGUCAGCUCUGGAGGAGGCCGACACCAAACACAAAGCUGAAGCCACGACAUGGACUCAGGAGUUGAAGGCGCUGAAGGCACAGGUGCUGUCUCUGACUGAGGACAAAGAGCGACUGGAGGAGUCACUUCGGUCCAGUGUUGAAAAAACAGAAGAACAGCACCUGGUGGAGAUGGAGGAUGUUCUUGGAAAGCUUCAUGCUGCUGAACUUAAGGUAAAGGAGCUUGAGGAGAAGGAAGCGACGCUAGCACAACAGGCUCAAGACAAGGAUGGAGAAACCAAAGAACAGAUGGGGGAAAUGGUGGCUCUGCGGAGCAAAGUAGCACAAAGUAACCAGGAGCUUGUAGCUCUGAAAGCUCAGCUAGAGGAGGUACAGAGCCAAGGAGACAAGCAGGGUGCCAAGGUUGCUGAAUUAAACUCUCAGUUGGAGGGCAAACAGCAGGAAGUCCUCUCUUUACAGCAGAGUCUGAAUACUGUAAAGCAGGAGAAGGAUACCCUGGAACAAGAACUUGGAGGCCUGAAACAAAAGGUGGCUGAAAGCACAGAGGAGCAGACUACGUCAUCAAAAACUAUGCAAGAAACACUUGAGAAACUGAGUAAGAAAGAAGAGGAGUACACAUCCUUGGCCCAAGAAUCAGAGUCAUUAAAAAGUCAGCUUGCUGGGCUGGAGAGGAAGAUAAAGGCUUCAGAUGAAAAGAACGAGCAGCUUUCAAAAGACAAAAACAAGCUGGAAAAUGAUAUCUCUGAUAUGAUGAAGGCAUCAGGUGAUAGUUCUGUGCAGCUGACCAAAAUGAAUGAAGAACUCAUACAGAAAGAAAGGAGGCUAGAGGAGUUACAAAAUCACCUAGCAGAGGAGAAGGAGAAGGUGGCACGCUUAAAUGAACAACUCCAACAAGAAGUGUCCCACAAAGAGCACGAGCUCAAGGAUACUAGAGAGACACAUCAGACUGAAAUAAAUACCCUUCAGGAGAACAUCACUACCUUGGAGAAGACUGUUAAACAGGGUGAGACCUUGGUUGAGGAGCUCAAGGCCUCACAGGAGAAAUCCCUCUCUCAGGUGUCUGAGCUCCAUGCAAAGGAAUUUGAAACACUGCAGAGUCAGGUUGACAAGUUUAAGCAGGAACUCUCCUCCUCCAAGGACAAAACCCAAGAGCUAGAGAAGAUGGUGUCUGAACUGCAGCCAUACAAAGAGCAGGCCCAGUGUUUUUCUGCUGAGCUUGACUCCUACAAGCAUGACGUUGAACAGUUGUCCAAAAAACUGGAAAAGCAAAACCUAGAUCUGGAAAAUAUGUAUAAGGAAAGUGAGGAUUUUAAGGCUGAGAAAGGCAAACUGGAGAAGCAGCUUUUAGAUGUUCAGGCUAAGCUUUCUGCCCUUGAGAUUAUUCACCAGGAACUUUCAGUCCAGAAUAAAGAACUGCUUACAACCAGAGAAAAGCUAACAAAACGCCAAGAGGAACUGCUCGCCACUAAGAAGCAUUCAGAUGUUUCAAUGAAUGAGGAACUCGACAAGCUCAAAAGCCUUCUUCUAGAAGCACAGACUGAAAUCAAAGAUCUGAAGCAAAGUAAAAGUGAAUAUCUGGCUCAAAUUGAGGAGCUUCAAAGACAAAAUGCAGAGAAGAAUGAUUCUAUCCGAAAGCAUCAACAGGACAUUGAGCAAAUUGAAGCAAAAAAGAAGCAGCUACUUGAGGAUUAUGAAAAAGUCUGCAAAGAGAGAAACCGGCUUGAAGAGGACCUUAAUGAAAGCAAGUCAAGGCUGACGUAUGAGAAGGACAAUCUGAUUUUGGAGAGAGAUUCUGCUAGAAAUGCUAAAAAGUCUCUUGAUGCUAAGAAUGCUGAGUUGCAGGCAAAACUGAAAUCCUUGAACUUAGAAAAAGAAGAUCUCACAAUCAAGAACACCCAGCUUCAAGCCCUAGCAGAAACGCUGACAAAAGAGAAGGCAGAGAUGUCCUCUGAAAUCAGCGCAGUUGUGGAGGACAAAAAGAGCCUUCAGACUGUGAAGGAGGAGCUCCAGAAUAAGCUUAGUAUUACAAAGAAAGACAUGGAGAGCUAUAUCCGUGAAUGUGAAGAACUUAAAAUCUCAAAAAUGAGCUUGGCCCAGAUGCUUGAAGAAUUCAAGACAAGCAGUCAAGUGACUGAUUCUGAAAGGAUUCACUUGCUACAGGAGAAGGAAGACCUUCUUGCAAUCCAAAGACAAACCUCUAACAAGAAAGAAGAGCUUCUCAGAGAGAUACAAGAAUUAAAGGAAAAGCUUCAAGUAUUAACAGAACAGCUGACCCAGACCAGAGAGAAAUUCGAAGAAAUGUUAGCAUCUGUUGAGCAAGAGAAGCAAGCGCUUCGUCUUCAGAAUUCUGAAACGGAGAUGGCUCUCCAUGCUUUACGAAAAGAGAAGAUGAGCCUGGAUUCAGCGCUGGAGCAGCAGAACAUGGACUAUGAGCGUUUGGCUGGGGAGAAGGAAGAGUUAGAAGAGAAGCACACAAAGGCCGUAUCUGACAAAAGUGCUCUUUCUCUCGAACGUGAUAAGCUAGCUAGUGAUAUCCGAACAAUCAGUGACCAACUGGAUAGUUUCUCCAGAACUAAUGUUAACCUUAUUCAGGAGAAGAAUCACUUAUCAACAGUGCUGGAGGAAACCCAACUGCAAAAAAAAGAGUUUGAAGCCAAGUUGACUUCUUUGAAACUGGAAAACACUGACCUGCAAAAUGAACUGAAGAAAAAGUCCUCUGAUAAUGAAAUGCUUGAAAAGAGCAAAGCUGAACUCAGUGAAGAGCACAGUAAACUAAAACUGAAUUUUGAGAAGGCUAACUCUGAGCUUGUUAAUCAGGUAGAAAAACUGACAGAAGAACACAAACAUCUUCAGUCCUUACAGACUGAGGCAGAGAGAAAAGUGCUGUCCUUGCAGAAGGAGAACCAGGAGCUGGUUCAGGAGAUCCAGGAGUUGAAAAGUCAGAUUAAUUCAGUCUCUGAUGCCAAGCGCGUACUUGAGACCCAGCUGCAGACUGAAUCUAAUGAGCGCAGUAAAGCGGUGUCUGACCACGAUCAUCUUUCCAAGCAAAUUGAGGAACUACAGAGAGCUUUGUCCAAAGUUGCUCAGGAGAAAGAAGAGCUUUCAUACAACUUCAGCAAUGCUGAGGAGCAAAAGAAGGCCUUCAUGGUGGAUGUGGAGGCUUUGAAGGCACAACUGAAGCGCCAAGAGCAAGAAAAUUCACAGUUGACAGAAGAUAAAGACCAGUUAUUAUCGAAGCUUGAGGAGCUGGGCAGACAGAUGACCUCACUGACCACAGAGAAGGAUGAGCUGUUAGCCAGCCAGUGUAAACUAGAGCAGGGGAUUUCUUCCCUCCAGACGGACCAGGAGAACUGGCUUGCAGAGCAAUCAAAACUUCUUGAAGAGUUGAAGUGUUUGCAGGUUAGUCAGGAAAAACUACAGGUUGAUGUUAAGGUCUUACAGACAGACAAAGAAACUUUGGAAAAGCAAUAUCAAGAUGCUGUAGCCGAGGUAUCUGCUUCCACUGCUGUAAAAGAAGAAAUUUCCUCCAGCAUCGCACAUUUAACAGCUCAGAAGGAUGCCCUCCAGGUGGAGAGGAAUGAAGCCACCCAGCAAGUCAGGCAACUGGAAUCACAGCUAAAAAAUGCCAUUUCUAAGCAACUUGAGGCUGCAGAGGCCUCUGGCAAGACAGCCGAGGCUCUCGAACAGCUGACAAAAGAGAAGGCCGUGUUGAUGCAGCAGAAGAAUGAAGUCCAGUCUUUGCUGGACGAGCUGCAGACAUCCAAGCAGGAGUUGGAAACACAGCUGGAAAGGCUGAAGAAAGAGAACUCAAAGUAUCAAGAAGACCUUAAUGUAUCCAAAGAGCAGCUUUGCACUGAAACUCAGAGGAGCAAAGGUUUAUGCCAGGAAAUUGAGGAGCUUAAAGCAGCGGUCUCUGUGAAGUCGCAAUCCCUGCAGACGCUCCAGGAUGAGAAAAACAGACUGACUGAGGAGCUCGAUAAUAAACACAGAGACCAGAGUGAUGUUGUGAAGCUUAAGGAUGAGCGCUCAAAGCUCAAAAAACAGUUGGAAGAAUUGAAGCAAAGCCUGCCAAAUAAUGCCUUCAGUGAGAGCGCCUUGAAGGAACAGCUGGAUAAGGAGAAGGCUGCCCUCCAACAGUCCAUCCAUAAAAACGGUGCCUUAAUCUCAGAAAAGGACCAGCAGGUGGAAAACCUCAAGAGUGAGCUGGCUGUAGUACGUGGGGAAAGUGCCUCAGUUAAGACACUGCAGGGUACAAUUCAAUCCUUGGAGCAGGACAAAGCUACUCUACAGGCGCGUGUGCAGAGACUGGAGAAGGAUCUGACCAUCGGGCCCAUUGGUGAUGCAGUGUUGGACCAAAUGAGGGAGGAUAAGGAGACUGCAGAGAGUCAGGCAGCGAUUGAUUUCCUGAAUUCAGUCAUUGUGGACCUCCAGAAGAAGAAUCAGGAGCUCAAGGACAAACUGGAAAAAAUGGCAGCUGCUGCCCUUAAUGGAAAUAAUCCAAGCGAGCUGGAUAACUAUGACGGCCACGACAAGCAGCCUGCAAAGAAGAAACCUCCUCCGAGGCUCUUCUGCGACAUCUGUGACUGCUUUGACCUCCACGACACUGAGGACUGUCCUACGCAAACGCAGAUGCCAGACUCCCCUCCACACACCACCUACCAUGGCAAUAAGGGUGAGGAGCGGCCCUACUGCGACAUCUGUGAGGUCUUUGGGCACUGGACUGACUCCUGUAACGAUGACCAGACCUUUUAAAGCCUUUUUGCUUUGUUUUUUUGUUUUUUUUAAACCCUCGUUCGCACAAUUACUAUAUUUGCACACCAUUUUGGAUUACGCUGUGCUUCUGGGGUCCUAAUUGUGCGUGUGUGUAUGCAUUUUGUGUGCUUGUUUUUUUUUCCCAAGCAUCUUUGUUGUCCACACCACCCCUUAAGCGCUCUUAGAGGAGAAAGGUUUGGCAGAAUCUCUCCAUUCAUUCAAAUAAACUGCUACACAUGAAAUAACAGUUUCAUUUGCAAUUGUAAAUGAGUUUGAAGGAAAGAAAAUGUUUGAUAUCUUGGGUUUGUGUGAGUGAGGGGCUAAUGUAAGUGGAUGUAUCAUUCUGGGAGAAGCAGCAGUCUUCUUCAAAUCAUUUAAUUUAUCAGUAUGUUAACACCGUUUGCACAGCUUGUAAGGGGGUUACAGAGAUAAUAUAAUAUCAUAAAAGUUGUUUAUUUGAAGCUGUAAAUGACUUGAUUGAAAAACAAAUGUCAGUUUGCGCAAAGUCUGGGAGCUAUAGUUUAUUUUUUAUGCCUGGAAAUGCUAUGUACUUAAAGAUUUGAUAGUAUGAGUGUAAAUUUGUAACAGGGAGAGGUUUCCUUGCUCUGAUAUGGAGUUGGAGCAAAAAGCAAUGCUGUUUGGCUUUAAUAGGAAACUUUUUUUAUGGACUUUGAAAAGGACUGCAGGAAGAUUGAUAAGAAUAAAAGAAACUGUUAAAUAAUGGACUUGAUGCUUAUGAGUCCUCAGUUCCUGUAAUGGCCUUUCCAAAAAAAGUUUCUUAGAAGAUCAUUUCUGUAUGAAACGGUGAAACACUUUGGCAUUUCUCGCAACAUGUUUUCAAUAUUGGUGUAUUAAAAAAUAAAUAAAACAUUUAUGGGUAAAUGAA